Molecule: messenger RNA, 3357 nt
Organism: Caretta caretta (loggerhead turtle)
Lineage: Eukaryota; Metazoa; Chordata; Testudines; Cheloniidae
Gene: KIZ
Product: kizuna centrosomal protein
Biological process (GO): spindle organization
Cellular component (GO): centrosome
Source: RefSeq, a predicted model, not a curated record
ACCUCCAUGUGGACUAUGUUUCCGAAGUUGAGUCCUGAUGACCAUGCUUUUAGUGCAAUGGAUUUAGCAUCUCUCAAGGACUUCAGUAUUGUGGAUCCUGUCCUGCCACUUGCUGUUGCAUAUGGAUCUUUGACAGUGGGGAUGGAAGCUCUCCAGCUUUGAUGUGAUGUUGGUAGAGCAUCCAUGUUUCACAGAAGAGUGAGAUGAGUAGAACAGCAUGGUAGAUUUUUAUUUUGGUUCUGAGGUAGGCUCCACGUUCCCCCUAGUUCCUGUGGGUGAACCUCCCAAAUGCCAACCUGGCCUCUGCCAGGCACUGAGUGAUCUCAUCAUCCAGCAUGGUUGCUGGAAAGUACGCUACCCAGGGAGCAGAAUUGCCUGACCGAGUUGAGGGGUGUGUUGUCAGUUGUGAUGAUGGGAUCAUGGUGCUUGUGAUGCUGGUGGUCUGUUGCUGGCUGGUACAGGACCUCUGUGUUUUUCAGGCUAAUUGUGAAGCUGAAGCAUUUUGAGGCAUAGGCAAAGGGGUGCACAAUUAAGCUAAAUGUCCUUGAGUGUGUGUGCAAUGAGGGCACAGUCAUCAACAAACAAGAGCUCUUUAAGUAGCUGUUCAAUUACCUUAGUGUGGCCCUUGUGUCAAUGUAGACUGAAUAGAUCCCCAUCCAAUCUAAACCAGAAGUGAACACCUCUGUCGAAGUCCUGGAUUGCGAACAAGAGCAUGGCUGAAAAGACAGUGGCAAAGAAGACUGGAGCCAUUACGCAUCCUGGUUUGGUGCCACUGGUAGCAGGGAAGGCUUCUGAUGAAUGACCACACUCCAUUACCCUGGCCAUCAUGCCAUCGUGAAAUGAGAGGAUGACGACAAUCCUCUUCGGGCAGCCGUAUUUAUGAAGGAGUUCCCCCAUGAUUCACCGUAUCAAAGGCCUUGGUCAGGUCAACAAACACUAUGUAUGGAUCCUUGUUCUGGCCUUCUCUAGUAUUUGUUGGGCUGCAAACAACUUGUCCAUGGUGCCAUGGCCAGCAUGAAAACUGCACUGUGACUCUGGAUACACCGAGUCCACUGGGUGAGAGUGAAACAAAGAGGCUGGAAUUGGAAAGAAAACUGUUUGAGUACAGCAAAUCUGAUACAUACAUGGCGAAAGUAAACUUCAUAAAACUAAAAAAAUACUUAAAAGAAAUACGUGAACGGCAAAAAAAUGCUGUGUUGCGAAACCAAGAAUUUUUAAAGGACUUUGAUCGUAUUGAAGCUCAUCUUAGGACUUUUACAAGUUCAGAGGCACUUCAGAAAUUGAAGGUACAAUACGAAGGAGAAAUUAAAAGUAUGCUGUCACUUCAGAAGAAUAGCAUGCCAAUAAAAGGUGACGAAGAUAGCAAUGAGCAGAUGCUGCCGGUUGCAAGACAGGCAGGAAUUAACACCAGGACAGCCGCGUCAAGAGGAUUGUAUCAUCCAGCAACAAUCUUUAUGGGCCGCCAAAUGUCAGCCAUCUCAAGCAUUGAAGAUUUCAGUACACAGCAGAAAUCUUCCCAGCCCACAAAGAGCUUUUCAGUUUCUGACCCACAUUCAUGCAGACAGGCAGCACAGAGCAGUAAUAUGACAGACAGCUAUGUAGUACAAACUAAUUGUGAUAUACGGUGCUUAAAUAAGUCUGACAAAAUAGAUGGGAAGACAUAUCUCCAGAUGGGUGAGAAAAUGCCAGUCACAUCCAGUGUAUCAUCUGAGAAUGGACAAACUCAUUGCUUAGAAAUAGAAAGCAAUACAUAUGAUGGCAAUAGUAAUUUAGUAGAAAGCAAAAAAUCUGCUCAACUCAACUCCCUGUUAUGUGAAAGAUUAAGUCCAGAGAACAGAAUCACUGAUUUAAAGAGUGACAGUUAUAGCAGCUCAGUAGAAGCAAUAGUGACAAAGGAGCAUUUUGUAGCAAAUGAAGAAAGAUCUCAACAGCCAAUCCCAUUGGUGUCUGCUCCUGAACAACUUGUUUCUGGAAAUGAGCAGCCAGGAGACCAUUUCCCAGGUCGAGCCCAACACACAGAUACUCUGUGGCCCUCUGCAAACACACUGGAGCUAGAAGAUGAAAGUUUAGACAGCAGCAGUGACCUUACAGUUUCUGUGAGUGAAGAGGAUCAGAUAAUAAACACAGUUGAACUACAGCAGAGCCUAGGAGAUGUGGAUUGCAAGACAGCCUUAAAAUCCAUGAACUUGGAACAAGAAAAAGAAACCGGAUCCACCAAAGAACAUUUUUCUUUGCAAACAGUAAGCCGCUCUACGACAGAUGAAGACUCUUCGGCGAAUUCAGCAACAAGACAGGAUUGUCUGUCAUUUGAAGGAUUCUCCCAUUUACUCCAGUUCAUAGAAGAUUUGGUGGCGAAAGCAGCACCUGAGUGCCUAACUUUAUACCAAAGUGGAACCAUAAGUCUGGCAAAAAUGAAGAAGUUAAUAAGCUUUUGUAAUCAAACUGGCAAUUUGAAAGAGGAAGACCUUGAGGCAUGUGAAGCAGUUGUCCUUCAUCAGCUUCAGGGAUUGUUGCAGAACACAUUGAAUGGAUGCCUCUUACCUGGGAAAACACUUAAUGACAGAGGUAGAUCUACAGAUGAAAAACAAGCCAGGUGUGACCUGCCAUUGGAUUUUGCCAUGUUAUGGGAACGUUUGUGCAAACACAUUUUAUUCUUGAAAAAACACCAUGUUUUGUUGAAGGAAGAAGUAAAAGAGAUGUUUGGAACUUUACUGAUUUCAGAAAAAAAUGCACAAGGCGGCCAGGUUACUCUGUUAUUGAGAGAGAUCCUUCCGGAAGUGCGUGGUGAUAGGUCAUCUAUUCAUAGUAAUGAAUCACCUUACCGUUUGCCAUCAAUUCUGAAUGACAAUGGUGAAAUAAAGCACACACAACACGCUCAAUGGCUUGACAGCAUUGGUACAAGGGAACAAGGUUUGAAUAUCGAUAGCAAUAGUUUCAAGACCAAGAAAAUCAACAAAAUCAGUUCUGAAGCUAGUUUUUCAUCUUGUGAAGGAAGAAGUCCUUUGUCAAGGAACACAAGCAAAAGGAGAAUAACCACUAUAAAAUCCAAAGCUUUCUGGGGUGAGUCUGAUGACAGCAACUCAGAAAUUGAAGCCGCUUUGCGUCCACAAACCCAUGAUACAUAUGCCGAUGAAUUCGAUGACUUCUAUGACUAACGUAUUUAACACGUGCUUAGGCGGGAAAAUGUAAGCUGUAUUCUCUUGCAGAAACUGCAGUUUUAUUCUGUGUGUUUGGGUCCGUAUUUCUGCAAUGUAUCUAAUAUCUUGUUUGUUUGGCCAUAUAAAUGUUGAACAAAUAAUGUUCCAUGUCUCGCUUGCUUGCAUACAUGUGUUUUUAUUAAACACAUUUUAAGAAAUA